AGACCCAGCUGCAUUCACUGAGCUAACAUCUUACUCAUACCUUCAUUCCUCAGAAUUGAAUUGCGGGCGAAGAAGGUUCAAUAGUCUACCUGUUGCUGUCCUCUUCCUCCCAGCUCAGCUCCCUAUAACUGCUGUCAUUGGGCAAGAGAUACGGAUUGUUUAGUUUAUUUUUAUUAUUUCACCACCUGCGAGUCCAUAUGUUAGCGACUUCAACUGACGGGGGAUAUGGAAGAAGCACUCAACAGCACUAUACAUCCGACCUGUUUACAAGAACCUCCGCUGGCUGUCGAUAUCAUAAAGCAGCUGGAUGUCUUUGGGAUGGCUCUGUACUCCAUGCUGACCCUCAUGUCUACAAUGUCCCUGCUACUAUACCUGGAGGAGUGUGUGUUUAUCUAUAGAAAAGUCCCAUCUCCCAAGAAGACAACUAUUAUGUGGGUAAAUGGAGCUGCACCGGUCAUUGCUACCAUGGCUUGUUUUGGUAUGUGGAUCCCAAGGGCAACCAUGUUUACAGAUAUGACCUCUAAUUCGUACUUUGCAGUGGUGGUGUAUAAGGUCUUAAUUCUGCUGAUAGAGGAGAGUGGGGGUAGCGAGACCUUUCUGAAGCGCAAUUACAAGAAAACCUUCAAGAUAAGUACAGGACCAUGCUGCUGCUGCUGUCCUUGCCUGCCCCGCGUUCUGGUCACACGGCGUAUGUUAUUCCUGCUGAAGCUGGGGGCUCUUCAGUAUGCUAUCUUAAAGACACUUCUCUCAAUCCUCUCCAUAAUAUUGUGGACCAACAGCAACUUUGAUAUUUCUGAUCUUGAGAUCACAAACACGGCGAGUUGGAUCAACCCAUUUAUAGGGGUUCUCACCAUCAUCUCCCUUUGGUCUGUCGCCAUCAUGUUCAUGAACACAUGCAACACACUGCGUAGCGUCAGGAUCAUACCUAAGUAUGCCAUGUACCAGCUGGUGCUGGUGCUCAGUCAGCUGCAGACGGCCAUUAUUAACGUCCUGACCUUGGAUGGAACCAUUGCCUGCUCCCCGCCCUUCUCCUCUAGAGCCCGUGGCACCAUGUUGAGUCAGCAGCUAAUGAUUGUGGAGAUGUUCAUCAUCACCCUGGUCACCCGGGCAUUGUACCGCCGCACUUAUGACCCACUGCCCUCCGACCCCCACGAGACUGACAACGACCAGAACACCAAUAUCAGCCCACAGGCACCACAGUGGGAGCCUGCUGCCUGAGAGA
Messenger RNA from Oncorhynchus masou masou (cherry salmon), 1222 nucleotides. Its product is annotated as organic solute transporter subunit alpha-like. Lineage: Eukaryota; Metazoa; Chordata; Actinopteri; Salmoniformes; Salmonidae. Bases 226 to 1218 code for a protein of 330 amino acids. The record is from RefSeq and is a predicted model, not a curated record. The transcript is spliced from 8 exons. Gene Ontology annotation, molecular function: transporter activity. Gene Ontology annotation, biological process: transport. Gene Ontology annotation, cellular component: membrane.